Molecule: messenger RNA, 988 nt
Organism: Chrysoperla carnea
Lineage: Eukaryota; Metazoa; Arthropoda; Insecta; Neuroptera; Chrysopidae
Gene: Der-1
Product: derlin-1
Exons: 6
Coding region: 109-867 (252 amino acids)
Biological process (GO): endoplasmic reticulum unfolded protein response
Cellular component (GO): endoplasmic reticulum membrane; Hrd1p ubiquitin ligase ERAD-L complex
Molecular function (GO): ubiquitin-specific protease binding; misfolded protein binding
Source: RefSeq, a predicted model, not a curated record
ACAUUUAAUACUUAUCCAAACAUUGAAUUCCACGUAUGCCCUCAAUUUAAAAGGAUUUAUCCCAUCUAAAUGUAUUUAAGGUAAAGCAUAAUUUAAGUUUUUACAACAAUGGCAGAUUUAACCGAUUGGUUUAAAUCGUUACCCUUUUUUACGAAAUGGUGGUUAACGUUAACGCUUGGAUUUUCUUUAUUGGGACGUUUUCAUAUUUUACAUCCAUAUUAUCUAGUCUUAUUAUAUGAACCAAUAAAAAAAUUUCAAAUAUGGCGUUUAGCAACAGGAUUAUUUUAUUAUCCCAUCACACCACAAACUGGAUUUCAUUUUUUGAUAAACUGCUAUUUCCUAUAUCAAUAUUCACUGAGAUUAGAAACAGGAGUUUAUGCAGGAAAACCAGCUGACUAUUUCUUCAUGCUUUUAUUUAAUUGGGCAUGUUGUGUGGUUUUGGGACUUCUUGGAGAAUUUAUUUAUAUAAUGGACCCAAUGGUUUUAUCGGUAUUGUAUGUUUGGUGCCAACUCAAUAAAGAAGUACUCGUGAAUUUCUGGUUUGGAACACGAUUCAAAGCAAUGUAUUUACCAUGGAUCUUAUUCUUGUUCAACUUAAUUGUCUCUGGAGGAGGUGUUAUGGAAUUGAUGGGAAUUAUAAUUGGACACUUAUACUUCUUCUUAAUGUUCCAAUAUCCACAAGAGUUAGGCGGUCCAAGUUUGCUAUCAACUCCAAAUAUUUUAAAACGCUAUUUCCCAGAAACAAGAGGUGUUCACGGUUUUGGAUUACCACCACAAAGUAGGGCACAGCCAACUAGAGAACCAGCCGCUGGAGGAAUAUUUAGAGGGCACAACUGGGGUAGAGGGAACGUGUUAGGAGGAAAUUAAUAAGGUGUUUUUAUUAUUAAGUUUUUCUAUGUACAUUAUAGAUAUUUAAUUUAAUUAUUCUUUUUUGUUUAUGAAAGAAUAAAAUAAUGUUCUGACCAAAAUAAUAUAAAUUGUAAUUAUA